Molecule: messenger RNA, 1143 nt
Organism: Adineta steineri
Lineage: Eukaryota; Metazoa; Rotifera; Eurotatoria; Adinetida; Adinetidae
Source: the annotation of a GenBank genome assembly
AUGGCCUAUCUGUAUAUAUUAUGCAUGUAUUAUCUUAUUUGGAUUACAAGUGCGAAUGCAUCACUUUCGACAAUAGGCAAUGUCUACUAUAACAUGAGCUAUAAUUCAACAGGCACCAUAAUCACUCGUCUGACCGUGAAAUAUCAAAUAACUUGUGCUGCUCAAUGUGCAAAUCUAUUUGCCAAUUGCAAUACUGCUGUAUUUGAUAGUUUAACUAUUCCUCAAUCUACUCCGAGCUUGUAUCGUUGGAAUGUAACGGGUAUCACUGUAGCUGGUGCGAGUAGUGGUUCUGGAGGCACAGCAGAUAAUCUGCUCUCUCGACCAUAUGGGACCGCAUUAGGUUCAUUCGACUCACUUUAUAUUGCCGAUUUUAACAAUCAUCGCAUACAAAAAUGGUUAAUCAAUGAGUCAAAUGGUACAACGGUGGCUGGUCUAUCCAAUGGCACUGCUGGUGCAAGCUCAAUUGCUUUGAACUUGCCUACCAGUGUUGUGCUUGAUUCUAAUGAUAAUAUGUAUUUUACAGAUAGAGAUAACCAUCGAGUUGUAGAUUGGGCAAAUGGUGCAUCAUCUGGCUCUACGAUUGCCGGUAUUACAGGUAUUGCGGGAUCUACAAACAAUACCUUCUAUGGCCCGUGUGGUAUAGCCCGUGACUCAAGCACAGGUACACUUUACAUAGCCGAUACAUACAAUCAUCGGAUAAUGCAAUAUCUUUCGAAUGCUUCUUCAGGUACAGUUGUUGCUGGUGGAAACGGUCUAGGAACUGGUAUUACACAAUUGGCUCUUUUAAUUGCUAAUGCUCAAACCAACAAUAUUGUUCGUUGGGUGUUAGGUGCAAGUAGCUGGACACUUGUGAUUGGCAGUCCUACUGGAUUAAGUGGUAACACAUCGACACUUCUCAGUCAACCGAUCGGCAUCACAUUAGAUCCAAUGGGCAAUAUCUAUGUAGCUGAUUCACAAAAUCAUCGCAUUCAGUUCUUUUUUGCAGGCCAGUCCAAUGGCACAACAAUUGCUGGCGUCACAAGUUCACCUGGCAUUAGUCAGCAUAAAUUAAAUGCUCCCUGUUGGGUAAUAGUUGAUAAUCAACUGAAUUUAUAUGUAUCCGAUACUGCUAACAAUCGGGUUCAAUUUUUUUCACAUUCAUAA